CCCGGAAGUGGGGGCCUCCCUGUCGUGCAGAGCCGGCUACAUCCGGGCACCGGCGCCGCGAGGCCUAGCGGUGACUGGGGCCCCAGGCUGGUUCAUGGGGACGGCUCAAGCCGGCGAGGGCUCCUGAUUGAGUGAGGGGCACAGGUCACGUGGCCCCAGGGCGGCGGGAGGAAGUGACGCGUGGGCACGGAUAGGUCAAGAGCCCCACGUGAGGUCAUCAAAAUAUGCGGUGACGUCACUGUGUUGUGUCACAUGAUGCCGCUGUGAGGUGUAUGAUGUCAUCUCACUGCAGAGUGAUGUCACAGAAGGCAGCGGCGGGCGCCAUGGAGCCCAACCGGGCGGUGAGCGACCAGACUGGACUGGGAGCCACCAAGACCAAGAUCCAUUUCAAGGUCACCCGGUUCAUCAUGGAGGCAGGGGUGAAGCUGGGCCUGCGAUCUAUUCCUGUGGCCACGGCUUGCACCAUCUACCACAGUUUCUUCACGGCCACUGUGGCCUCGGGGCCCUACGACCCCUACCUGGUGGCCAUGGCUGCACUGUACCUGGCCGGGAAGGUGGAGGAGCAGCACCUACGCACCCGGGACAUCAUCAACGUCAGCCACCGGUACUUACACCCCCAGAGCGACCCCCUGGAACUCGACUCCCAUUUCUGGGAGCUGCGGGACAGCAUCGUCCAAUGCGAGCUGCUCAUGCUGCGGGUGCUCGGCUUCCGCGUCUCCUUCCGGCACCCCCACAAGUACCUGCUCCAUUACCUGCUCUCCCUGAGGCAGUGGAUGAACCGGCACAGCUGGGAGCGGACCCCUGUCUCGGCGGCGGCCUGGGCACUGCUCCGGGACAGCUACCACGGCGGGCUGUGCGUGCGCUACCCCCCUCAGCACGUGGCGGUGGCCGUGCUGUAUCUCGCCCUGCACUGCUAUGGGGUGGAGGUGCCCGCCCAUGCACAGGCUCAGAGACCCUGGUGGCAGGUGUUCAGUGAAGAUCUCAGCCAGACUCAGAUUGACCAGAUCGUCUUGGACCUGAUCCAGAUUUACACCUUGGAUGCGGAAAUCUCCUAAUGGGGUCCAGAGAGCGACCCAGUGCUGGGGAGGGGACAGGCCCCAUUCCCACCCCCCCAAGCCAGGCAGUCCCUGCCCUGGGGCGGGAUGGGCGCCAGUGCCCCUAGAGGGGGAAGACUCCAGGCCCCAUUCCCACCCCCCUAAGCCAGCCAGUCCCUGCCCUGGGGCGGGAUGGGCGCCAGUGCCCCUAGAGGGGGAAGACCCCAGGCCCCAUUCCCACCCCCCUAAGCCAGCCAGUCUCUGCCCUGGAGCCAGAUCGGAGCUGGCGCCC
Gopherus evgoodei (Goodes thornscrub tortoise) is the source of this 1326-nucleotide messenger RNA. RefSeq names its product cyclin Q (gene CCNQ). The coding region runs from base 273 to 1055 and encodes 260 amino acids. Gene Ontology annotation, cellular component: nucleus. NCBI's taxonomy places the organism in Eukaryota, Metazoa, Chordata, Testudines, Testudinidae. Gene Ontology annotation, molecular function: cyclin-dependent protein serine/threonine kinase regulator activity. Gene Ontology annotation, biological process: regulation of transcription by RNA polymerase II. The record is from RefSeq and is a predicted model, not a curated record. The transcript is spliced from 6 exons.